UCAGUCUUAGAAGUGAAUUAUAUUGGAGAAGACCUUAUAUAAAUCUCUCAUGAAAGUCUCAUGUACAGUCUACAGAUAGGCUAGUUCUAUUACUAUAAAUUUGUAUAAAAUAAUUUAUACUUCAUCCUCACAAUAUUGACUGAAUAUCUGCUAAAGUUCCUGAAAAAAGAAAGUAAUAUCUACAACAUUCCGAACAUCUUCAAAUCUUGUUGAAGAGUUUUAAAAAAUUACAAAAGUUCCUAAAAUAAGAGAGUAAUAUUUAUAACAUUUUCAAAUUUUGUUGAAAUGUUUUGAAAGGAAGUUUUUGUUUUCAAUUGUUGUUAACUCCAAUUUUACAAGUUCCAGUUGUUUUUGAUUUGUUUGGACUAUCUUCCUUCCAAUAUGCAGUGUUUCAUUAUCAACAUUGUAAUUCUUGUAAAUCUAUUUUGUUUCUUUGCGGUGUUUGUUUCAUCAAAGAAGAUACCCGACUACGUCCCAGUAUGCAAGAAAAGCAAUCCUCAAUUCGAAAAAUGUAUACUAGAUGCCAUUGAAGUGGUAAGGCCGCAUCUCAGUAAAGGAAUUGCAAAAAUGAAGAUCCCUCCCAGCGAGCCUCUAGUGAUUCCCAUGUUGGAAAUCGUUCGAGAUUUGGAGUCUUUGAGAGUGAACGCCAAACUUAAAGAUAUCAAAGUCUAUGGAGUGACUUCGUUUGUCGUGAAGAAACUGAAAGUGGAUUUGACGAAAUUGGCAGUAGAUAUGACAGUGAUGAUACCCAACAUGUAUGUGACCGCUGAAUAUGAUGUAGAUGGCCGUCUGAUGAUUGUACCCCUCAGGGGCAAAGGCUUGUUCAAGGGAAAUUUCACCAAUUCGGAAGCAGACAUUAAAGGUACAGCAAAAACAAUUACUAACAAGAAAGGAACAGAGUUCAUACAAAUCAAAGACAUCAAAGCUAAGAUAAGAGUUGGAGACAGUGCUAUUAAAUUUAACAACCAGGACAGAGAAAAUGCUGCUAUCACUGAAACUGCAGCCAACUUUAUAAACCAAAACAAGAGGGAGGUGUUAAGGAUUAUCUCACCGAUAGUAGAGGAGACAAGUGAAGCAUUCAUCGUGCAAUUUGGAAAUGCGAUAUUUAGAGCAGUCCCCAUGGCCGAGAUGUUACCAGAAUAAAAUUGAAUUUGGGAGGAUUUUGCUCUAAAUUUGAUUCUCUAGUAACCAAAUUUUAAUAAGUUAUGCCUUCUGAAGUUACCACCCAUGGACUGUUAUUUUUUAUUUCUGUGGAGCUCGAAGAGAACUGGAGGG
Nilaparvata lugens (brown planthopper) is the source of this 1275-nucleotide messenger RNA. RefSeq names its product circadian clock-controlled protein daywake-like. Lineage: Eukaryota; Metazoa; Arthropoda; Insecta; Hemiptera; Delphacidae. The record is from RefSeq and is a predicted model, not a curated record. The transcript has 7 exons. The coding region runs from base 382 to 1143 and encodes 253 amino acids.